GGGCGGCUGCGCUGUGUGAGACUGCGGAGGACCAGUUUAGCGAAGCCCAGUGGAGAAUCGUAGCAACGCAACUCCUCCAAAAGCUGUGCGCUUCGCUUUACUGUAUUAUGGCAUCUAGGAGAAUGGAGACGAAACCAGUGAUAACCUGCCUCAAAACCCUCCUCCUCGUCUAUUCCUUUGUGUUCUGGAUCACAGGGUUGAUCCUCCUGGCGGUGGGAAUAUGGGGAAAGCUAAUGCUGGGGCCGUACAUCUCCCUGAUCGCGGACAACUCCACCAACGCGCCCUACGUGCUGAUGGGCACGGGCACGGCCAUCGUGGUGUUCGGUCUGUUCGGCUGCUUCGCCACCUGCCGCGGCAGCCCCUGGAUGCUGAAACUGUACGCCAUGUUCCUGUCCCUGGUCUUCCUGGCCGAGCUGGUGGCGGGCAUCUCGGGCUUCGUCUUUCGCCAUGAGAUUAAAGGCACCUUUCUGAGGACAUACAGCGAUGCUGUGCAGAACUACAACGGCCAGGACGAGAAGAGCCAAGCCGUGGACCACGUCCAGCGCAACUUGCGCUGCUGCGGGGUGCUGAACUACACCAGCUGGUUCAGCAGCGUGUUCUUCCACGACAGCGGCAUCCCUGCCAGCUGCUGCACAGACAUGUCGGACUGUAGCGCUUUGGACCUCCGCAACGCCACCAUCGCCCCCAGCAAGGUGUACCAGCAGGGCUGUUACAAGCUGGUCACCGCCUUCAUCGAGACCAACAUGGGCAUCAUCGCAAGUGUGACAUUUGGAAUAGCCUUCUCGCAGCUGAUCGGCAUGCUCCUGGCCUGCUGUCUGUCGAGGUUCAUCACUGCCAAUCAGUAUGAGAUGGUGUAGCAGUGAAGCAAAGCGCAGAUGAGGAGCAAACCCCACGAUGGAAGGCCGGGGGGAGGGGGGAGGAGUGCUAGCACAUGACAUUCUUAUUUCUCUUUUCCUCUUUCUCGCUAUGCCUCCCUCUCUCCCACACUUCUUUGUAUCUUAUUCUAGUCCAUCAUUCCACACAUCCAAUCUCCUUUCAGGACCUUAUCUCCACUAAAAAUCAACUGACGGGAAUAGGUCCACUUCUGUGGCCACCAAGGCAUUGUUCUCUUAUGCUAGCGGGGCCAUGGAUGUGCAUGUAGAACUGCAGAACAGUCAUUGGUAGAGCACUAACCACAUUUCUAUGAGACUAAGUAAACAAAAAACUACUAGUAAUUAUAAAUUAAAGAUAAUUUUGUGAGAUACUUGAAAAUAAAAAGAAAUAAACUUCAUAUGAAAAAUUCCCAGAUGAGUCCCAGAUGUGAAACAGCCUUUAAUUUGUUUUUGUUUUUUCCAACACAUACUGUACCACAUAUCUGCUUUUUGCUGCUAUAUGGAGUACAUUUCAUCAUCCUGGUUCAAAGUAAAUACUGCUCAAACUGAAGCUGUGCGUGGACGUGUCCGUGUUGCUUUUUGAAACCUCUUUGAUUGGGCUGUGUUCAGUUGGGUCCAGCCCUCAGUGAUCUCUGCCUGUUCUGUCCCACUCCAUCUGAGGUACGGUAUUAUUCAGCAAAGGGCCUUUGCUAAAAUAACUUUGGUGAGUUCACACUGUUCAUUUAGUGUUCUCGGUGCUGCUGACUUCCUGGUUCUAGCUUCAAUCUGCUAUGACAGGGUGAGACAAAAUGCUCAUUUCAGUCAUCAGGCACCACCAUAACCAUAUGUUUGUGACUGAUCGGGCACCAGAGUGAUUCUACCAUGGCAAUCAACAUCACUGUUAAUGAUGAAGAGUCAAAUCAAAUCAAAGAAGAGAAGUAAGGGAAGAGUGCCAUCUUUUUCUGUACUGGUGCUGAUGUGCUGAUGCCAGUCUCACAUUCUCAAUUGAGAAACUGUGGGGAUGGGAUAGCUUUACAGUCCAUCCAAGUUAUCUCAUUUUUCAGCUUCAAGUCUCUGGAGUCAGAUAAUAUUUCUGAGAAUUUCUGAAUCAUCCAUAUUCCUACGCUUAAGGUCCACAGUGUGCCUCAGGUCUGCAAAAUUGACCCAUUCCCUUGCAGAGUGGGCUACACCAACAGGAAGGAGCGUCACAAACACUGAGCAAAAUAACCACGGUCUCAUGGUGUCCUACUGCGAUUGGCUGAGUGGGCCUUUUAUUUGGUCACCAGCGAGGCCAGGUGUAGUGAUAAUGAAAACCACAUUGCCCAUCAUUCACCACUGCCGGGCUCUCUUUUAAUGGCCUUUUUAGUCUGUUAAUCAUCAGAGCAACAAGCUAGGUGAUAAUAGUCUUUAUAAGUAAAAGUGAGUGAAGGCAAGCAGAAGGAUCCAGAGGCAAAAAGGGACGUUUACCUCUUGCAGCCAUUGUAUAAUCUGUUUGAAGUUUAUAAAAUGUACUCCCAUAUGAAGUAACUGGAGGGGGCAACAUCACUCCUGAAAUCUCCACACCCUGACAAGCAAAGGUAGGCCGGUAGGAGCAGAGUGAAUUCCCUCCCUAUUACAGUCCUGUUAAAGGGGUGGCAGUGGGUGGGGCUGAUGGGAAUUGGAGUCCUGGCAAAGGGCUGGCAGUGGGUGGGGCUGAAGGGGCUGAGAACACUGAGUCACUGGUGAUGUAAUUUAUUUAAUAAAGCUGUGAUGUAACUCAGGCUGGGGGAGAUUCACUAUGCCGACCUUUGUAUCUGUGUAUGUGUUUAUUCUUGCCACAUUAUGAAGUUGUCAUGGCAGCUGUAGCUGCCUAGUGUGUUGUGGGUGGAUCAGUAAUAAAAGUAUAAGCAAGCCCUAGAAAAACACAAUGUAGAGGGUAGAUUUAUCACACAAUCUUGUGUGACAAAACCACACUGGACUUGCAAAAUAACAAGACUUUGUAUAAAAACUUUUUAAACUGUCAUCACCAGCUAGCAUGCCAACAAACUAUGUUGAUAUUGUAAAAGAUUGUGAUGUCUGUAUUAAUAAAAGGAUCAUAACUUUG
Molecule: messenger RNA, 2934 nt
Organism: Conger conger (European conger)
Lineage: Eukaryota; Metazoa; Chordata; Actinopteri; Anguilliformes; Congridae
Product: tetraspanin-7-like
Exons: 8
Coding region: 108-857 (249 amino acids)
Cellular component (GO): membrane
Source: RefSeq, a predicted model, not a curated record